Messenger RNA from Rhincodon typus (whale shark), 2648 nucleotides. It is a transcript of the gene ddx24, whose product is annotated as DEAD (Asp-Glu-Ala-Asp) box helicase 24. Lineage: Eukaryota; Metazoa; Chordata; Chondrichthyes; Orectolobiformes; Rhincodontidae. Gene Ontology annotation, cellular component: nucleolus. The record is from RefSeq and is a predicted model, not a curated record. The coding region runs from base 13 to 2433 and encodes 806 amino acids. The transcript is spliced from 8 exons. Gene Ontology annotation, molecular function: nucleic acid binding; ATP binding; RNA helicase activity.
AUUUUACUGUAUAUGCUAAUGAAGUUAAAUUUCACUAACUUGGUUUUCAUGUUUUUUAGGGUCAAAAUGAAGGGAAAAAAAAGACAGAAGUUUUUUCUGUCUUCAAAAUCCCAACGGAAGAACGUUCAAGUUGUUGGACAAUGGAAGCCAGUGAAUAUAGACCCAGCCCUCCUCGGUGAUGAAGAUUUUGGGAAUCUGGUUUGUUUUGAAGAGCUUACAGACUAUCAGUUGGUUAGUGCUGGCAAGUUGACAGAUGAAGAAACAAGAAAAAGGAAGUCUGAUAAUUUGGAGGUGUCAGAAUGUUCAGAGAAGCAGAAAAUUAGUGGUAAUGAUUUACCAGAAUUGGUACAAGCCAGAAAGAAAAAGAUGAAAAAAAUGGUCACUGUUGACCACGCUGGGGAUGAAGUGGGCAUUACUGACUUCUCUGAAGAUAUGAAUCAGCUUGAAUUUUCAGAUAAAAAUGAAACAGCAGAGGCAGAAACAAAUGUUACUGCAGUUUCAAAGAAAAGGAAGAGGAAGAAAAAGAAGUCUGUAGUUUCUCAGUCCUCCACACCAGCCAUGAAAGUGAAAAAUUGGACAAUGCAUCAUUCCUGUUCAUCUGAGCAGACAACUGAUGUUUCUGCCUGGAAAGACCUGUUUGUCCCAGAACCAGUACUCCGUGCCCUUAGUUCUCUUGGUUAUACUGCUCCUACUCCCAUCCAAGCCCUGGUACUGCCACCUGCUAUUAGAGACAAAUUAGAUAUUCUUGGUGCUGCAGAAACAGGCAGUGGUAAAACACUAGCAUUUGCUAUUCCCAUGAUCCACCUUAUCCUAGAGUGGAGGAAGGCUAAAGAUGCUAAAUUGAAAACAAGUGAGGAAGUACAGCACGGCAUCCAGGAUACUAAUGAUGCAGUCAGUGAUAGACUGGAAAACACUGGUGAACACCUGGAGGAAUACGAGGAAGCAGAUGGGAUUGACGAGAAUCCUGCAUGUCAUAAUGAAAGCUCUGUAAAAGUGAUCAACAAUGUAAAUUUAGAUCUUCAUGCAGCUUCCAAUAUUGAAAAUCCAUUAUUGGGCCUUGUUUUGACUCCAACAAGAGAAUUAGCUGUCCAGGUAAAGCAUCAUAUUGAUGCUGUUGCCAAAUUCACUGGGAUCAAAACUGCAACAAUUGUUGGAGGAAUGGCUGCUCAGAAGCAGGAAAGGGUUUUGAACUGCAGACCUGAAAUUGUGAUUGCAACACCAGGGAGAUUAUGGGAACUGAUAAAGGAGAGACACCCGCAUCUCUGUCAUUUGAAACAGCUCCGGUGCCUGGUUAUUGACGAAGCAGAUCGGAUGGUUGAAAAGGGACAUUUUUCAGAGUUGUGUCAGCUACUAGAGAUGCUGCAUGAAAAGGAAUACCAUCCAAAAAGAAGAAUCUUCAUAUUUUCUGCAACUUUAACCAUGGUUCAUCAGGCUCCUGCAAGAAUACUGGGAAAGAAGAAUGUCAAAACAAUCAAUACAGAAACAAAAUUAGAAGCCUUGAUACAAAAAGUAGGCAUUAAAAGAAAACCAAAAAUAAUAGAUUUAUCCAGGAAAGAGGGUACAGUUGAGACCCUCACUGAAACCAGGAUUCACUGUGAAAUAGAAGAAAAAGAUGUCUACCUAUAUUAUUUCCUGCUUCAGUAUCCAGGCCGAACAAUGGUCUUUGCAAAUAGCAUAGAUUGUAUCAAACGUCUGAACGCACUGCUCACUAUCCUAGAAUGUAAUCCACUGCCACUGCAUGCAAACAUGCAUCAGAAACAGAGGUUGAAGAAUUUAGAACGGUUUGCUGAAAGAGAGAGCUGUGUUUUAUUAACCACUGAUGUUGCAGCUCGAGGUCUGGAUAUUCCAAAUGUACAGCAUGUUAUUCAUUAUCAGGUUCCUCGCACCAGCGAAAUAUAUGUCCACAGGAGUGGCAGAACAGCUCGAGCCACAAGAGCAGGUCUCGCAUUGAUGUUAGUUGGGCCAAAUGAUAUGAUUCACUUUAAAAAGAUAUGCAAAACAUUGGGCAAAAAUGAAAAUAUUCCACUUUUUCCAGUACAAGCUAAAUGUAUGUCUGCAAUAAAGGCCCGUGUCAAUAUAGCAAGGAGUAUAGAAAAGAUGGAAUACCAGCACAAUAAAGCACAGCAACAUAACAGUUGGUUUCAGCAAGCUGCUGAAGCUCUUGAAGUUGAUUUGGAGGAUGAUGUCCUCAUGGAUGGAGGCUGUAACGGUGAUGAAAAGCAAAGGCAAAGGACGUUAAAAGGAAUGAAGAAACAGCUGAAAUAUUUGCUUUUGCAACCAGUGUUUAAGGACUACCUGAAGACCAAGUACCCAACACAAUUUGGUAGGCUAACAUUGCCUAAUUUGCCAUUAGCCAGCCGAGAAACUGCUUUAAGCACUGUCAAAAAGCAUAAAAAUACAAAAAAGCGCAAGUUGUGUGAACAAAUACAAUGAAAGAAUCAUUCUUUUGUUAAAAUAACUGAUGCAACAAGCUCAUACCAGUGUAUAAUUCAGUGGCUAUAUCUUUUAUUGCAUUUAAUAAAAUCCCAGAACUUGUACAGUACUGUUGUCUUCAAUAUGAAGAUUUAAAAUCUUAAUCAAUUGUAUCCUCAAAGCACAGAGGAUACAAGUUUUAAAGCAUUGUAAAUAAACAGCAUGUCCAGAACGUG